GCAGACACAGAGGGAGAAGAAGCAGAGCAUGUUACAGAAGGAGGGAGAGGUGGGAAGGUAGAGGUGGUAGACAGAGAGAUGCAGUACCAAAGUGUGUGUGUCCGCAAGGCUGUCAGUAGCGCAACUCUUCAUUUUCUUGUCAGCGACCAUGAUGUGUUAUGGAGCUACGAUGCACAGAUUCUCUGCAGAAGCAGGGAAUGCAGAUAGAAGUUCACCUUGAGCUGGAGUCCAACAGUGUCACUCUGGACCUAUGGGAUUACAAAAAAUGUUCAUUGAUCCCAAGACCAAGAACAACAGAGAUUUAAUUGGAUCGGACAACCUGCCAAACCAGAAGUGGCUCCAGAAUCUUUAAAUUUUGGAUUACUGGUCCAGAUUUAUACCAGAACAUCGGACAGAGAGACUCUAAACUGCCAAUCCAGGGCAAGAAAUCAAACAGGUUCUUGGUUUGGCAUAAACUUGCCAGCUGUCUCCAAACCAGACAGCAUACAGAACUAAGAUUGUGACAUCCACAUCUCACACUGGAACCCCGCAAAGCCACGACCAAGCAGGUCCUGCAGCCAAGGGACCCUGGAGCCGGCCUGACCUUGGACCGGCUGUCACCUGAACCCCUGGCACCAGCUGAAGCGUCCAGCAUGUCUCAGACCGGAGGGCGGUUCCACAACAAAAAGGCUGGCAUUCGGGCCGCAGUGAUCCUGAUCGGACUCCUGCACAAGUCUCGCAAAGCCAAGGAGAAGGAGAGGGAGAAGGAGAGAGAGAAAGAGGAGAGCGAAGGGAAACAGGAACUGCUGAACAUUUCCAACAUCCCUGUGGGAGAAUGUCCCCCCUCACCGCCCCGCACUGCGCCGCCCAGCAUGAAGUCUGCAGAGUUCUUCGAUAUGCUGGAGAGGAUGCAGGUCCCUAAAGCUGAAGAGACCAAAAAAUGGAAGGAUGACUAUAUCCCCUACCCACGGAUAGAAGAUGUCUUGGAAAAAGGUGGUCCAUACCCCCAGGUAAUCCUGCCACAGUUUGGAGGUUACUGGAUUGAGGAUGUGGAGGCACCAGCAGGGACCCCCUCCUCCUCAGAGUCCAGUUUCUGUGAGGAGGAGGAUGGAGGAGAGGGCAUGAGCCCUGGUGGGGGGCAUAGUUACCGUCUGGAGUGUAACAGCACAGCCCGCGCCUACCGCAAACACUUCCUAGGCAAGGAACACAUGAACUAUUACUGCACUGGCAGCAGCAUAGGCAACCUCAUCAUGUCUCUGAAACACGAGGAAGCUGAGGGACAGGAGUUCCUAUGCAUCAUGCUCAGGUCGAGGAUCAAAACAGUCCAUGACAGGAUCUCUUUAGCAGGUAUCAACCAGCUGCCCAGUGUACCCCAGAUUGCCAAGCUUCUGUGUGACGAUGCCACAGGGCUGAAGUUCAACCCAGUCCUGUACCCUCGGGGAUCCCAGUUGAUAGUGGCUUAUGAUGAACACGAGGUGAACAACACCUUCAAAUUUGGAGUCGUCUAUCAGAAGUUUGGACAGACAUCAGAGGAAGAGUUGUUUGGGAACAAUGAGGAGACGCCAGCUUUCAAGGAGUUUCUCAGUAUCCUGGGCGACAACAUUGAACUCCAGGACUUUAAAGGGUUCCGCGGUGGGCUGGAUGUGUCCCACGGACAGACGGGGACUGAAUCUGUCUACACUGUCUUCAGACGGAGAGAGAUUAUGUUCCAUGUGUCAACCAAACUUCCCUUCACUGAGGGAGACGUCCAGCAGCUCCAGAGGAAAAGGCACAUAGGAAAUGACAUCGUGGCCGCAGUCUUCCAGGAAGAUGCCACACCAUUUGUUCCAGACAUGAUCGCCUCCAACUUCCUGCAUGCUUACGUGCUGGUGCAGGUUGAGAACCCCUGUACAGAGCACACAACAUAUAAGGUGUCUGUUACAGCGCGGGAGGAUGUGCCGCCUUUUGGACCGCCACUCCCUAACCCAGCUGUCUUUAGGAAGGGUCCUGAGUUUCGAGACUUCCUGCUGACAAAGCUGAUCAAUGCCGAAAACGCCUGCUACAAAUCCGACAAAUUCGCCAAACUAGAGGGGCGAACGCGAGCUGCGCUGCUGGACAACCUCCACGACGAGCUGCACAGACAGAGCCAGGCCACGCUGGGUCUGGGCCAGGUGGGAGAGGAGGACAAGCUGGAGAACGGGGGACACGGGGGUCUGCUAGAGUCAUUCAAGAGAGCUAUGCGUGUCAGGAGCCACUCCAUGGAGACCAUGGUGGGGUCCCACCGUCACAGGAGCCCCGGAGUCGGAGGUGGGGUCCCGGCCAGCGUGAGUGGAGGAGGACUGCCGCAGAGCACCAGCGAAUGCACAAAGAGCACCUUCACUCCUCCCGUGUUGUCAGCCAAGUCUCCUCUGAAGAGCCCAGUGAAACGGCGCUCAGGCCUCUUCCCUCGUCUCCACUCCAGCACAGACACCCCAUCGGACAAACACACACGCAGCGACCAAAAGCCUGCAGAGAUCUGCCCGCUGUCCCAAGAAGUGAGGUCGGAGACAUCAUCCAAUCCCAGCUCACCUGAGAUCUGCCCCAAUAAAGAGAGGCCGUUUAUCAAGCUCAAAGAGUGCAGCGGCGGCAGGCCGAACAUCUCUCGUUCUUCAUCCAGCACCAGCAGCUUCAGCAGCACCACGGGCGAAACAGAAGCUCUGGAAGAACUGGAGACAGUUAGCCAUCCCUCCAUAGCGUCCUCCUCCGCCUUUAGUCCUGCCCUCAGCGUCGACAGCCAGGGAUCAGGUACCCCGGUCAUCAUGUGCCGCAGUCCAACAGCAGAUGGGAGAAGUAAGACAUCACCGCGGUCAAACUUGAAGUUCCGUUUUGACAAAAUGAGCCACUCAUCCACAGCUUCCGAGUAGCUUUGUGGAAUGGAAAUAUCCGUCUUGCACAACAAAGGGACAAGCGUGGGCUGAUGGAGCUGCAAAAACAAAAGAAAACACAACAACAACCACAAAAUCACUGUAGAACCACUUUCUUAAAACAAGGAUAAUAUGACAAGAUUACCACCUGCACCAGAGUCCCCACACACCAUAAACUAAUACUGUGAGUGUAUAGUGAGGAGAAGUAGCUGACAUGUUGGCUUUCUUUUUAAACAACCUUUAGCUUAAAAAAGUCCAUACUUUUCCAAUGUUACAAGCUGCUGCAUUUCAAUUGUUCACAUCACAUGGAAGUCCUAGCAUGGCUGUAAUACUGUGAGUGUAGACCGAGCCAGACUCUGCCUCAGCUUUUUCUCAAGCAUCUUGUUCAAUAGAGAGACACGGUGAUCUAGAAGAAUGGUAACAUGAGACAAUGGCCGAACUGUUACUCUUUAUCUGGUCGACUGCUAAGUGCUCAGUGGAAAGGAUGUCUUAAAGAAUUGUCAUCCCUUUUGCCUUUGCCCUCGAAUGGUACGUCUGGGAACAGUUCUUCUUUUGCCUAAAAAAAGUACGCAGACACACAGACACACACACGCACAGAAAUAUAAUGUAGACUUACAGUAGCAACGUUUUGGAGGCGUCAACACUGGGAGUCUCAGUUCUCCACUGUAGGAUCGGAGCUUGUUCUUUGCAUAUAAAAAUGCUUUUCUAGGGAACAUCUUUGAUUUUUGAGAUGCUUUUGUAACCUUGCUAGCUGCUGCAUUGUGUCUACUGCACUAUAAACAUGACAUUGUUGAAAUUCAGUCGAUACCUAUGACAGCAUUUCUGUAUCUGUAAGGGUAACUUCAAAUCCCUGAACUCAAGUGCUUGGUUAGUGGAAAUUAGCUCAUAUAGGGCACAGUAGGAGACACUGCCAACAUAUUUUGCCAUAAGCUUAUUUUAGCCAAAGCCGCGCCUUGCAAUCUAUCAAAAGCCCUUUUCCCCACUGAUGCUCUCUCCCUCUCUGUCUCUCUGUCUGUCUGUCUCUCUCACUAUGUGAGAGGAUGAGAAUCUUCUGGAUCCGGGUACAGCACAGUUGUGGGUAGCCGAUCAACACCCACAUUUGCUGAAAAUAGACGUUGCACUUACUGAAAACAUUUCACCCUCUGAUACCUCCCAUUGAAGCUUGCUUGAUCGUUGUAUCUGUGUUUAUGUUCGGUGGAACUUUUGAACAGGAAAGUCUCCAGGGUUUUAAGUUCCCCAGCAUGUGAGCUGAUGAAGAUGACUUGAAAAAGAUGCUUCAGGUUAAAUGAACCUUUGAACCACCUUUGGCAAAAACACUUUGAAUGUGAACUUGGAGCUUUUGUUUUUGUAUUUUUGAUUUUACGCUUUGUUAGUUGUUAUUACAGAGUCUCUUAAUAGUAAAUUGCAAAGCCAGUUGCUUACAAGCACAACAGGACAAUAGUCCUUAACUAUACCAUAACAUUAGCCUGGAGCUCCACUAACUAGAGUUAGCAGGGCAAAGUGGGAGUGUGCUAAUCAAGAAAAAGCUUAAAGACACACAGAUGUGUUUCCUAUGUGACCAAACAACAACCAAGCUGGUAGGUCUUUGGAAGAAUUUCUGUGAACCAUUCCUGUUGCUGAAAGGAUGGCUUAAUAGUGUGUGAAGUUCUGUCACAUGAAACUCAAAUCCCAGAGGGUUUAAAGGGUCAAUUCACCCAAAUGACAAAAACUUCUUUGUAAUUUAGGUGACUUUUUAACUUUGCCAGGGAGCUGUUGAGUUCCUUGAGAAGUACCUUUCGGAUAGAACUGGACUAGAAGCAGAUGUGUUGAUACACAAUGUGCUCAGUUAGUGUAGACCAGUGAUUACCUCGAACGAGGGAAGCAGGGACAGAAAUCACACAAAAGCGUGAAGUUCAGAUGUCAUUCAGUUUGUAGCAGGUAUCGCCUAAACGCCCUGCAGCCUUUUCUCUGUUAAUAUGCUUAAUUUAUUAAAAUGACUAUUAAUAAUUAAAUGAUAACUUCUUUUGCAUUGAUGUCAUGUAAAAAUGUAACUGCAGAGUACGCUAAUUAAUAAGGUAAAAUGAUUAAAGGAAAUAUAUUAAUUUAAAAGAUGUUUAGACAUGUAUAUGUAUAUUUGGUUAUGUAACGUGCCAUUGAGAAUUUAUUCUAAAAUAAAAUGUUGUAUUUUGUGUCA
Messenger RNA from Siniperca chuatsi (mandarin fish), 5034 nucleotides. RefSeq names its product RAP1 GTPase activating protein 2a (gene rap1gap2a). The record is from RefSeq and is a predicted model, not a curated record. The coding region runs from base 633 to 2861 and encodes 742 amino acids. Gene Ontology annotation, biological process: activation of GTPase activity; regulation of small GTPase mediated signal transduction. Gene Ontology annotation, molecular function: GTPase activator activity. The transcript has 23 exons. Lineage: Eukaryota; Metazoa; Chordata; Actinopteri; Centrarchiformes; Sinipercidae. Gene Ontology annotation, cellular component: plasma membrane; cytoplasm.